UCCUUCGACGCCAAAUCAGACCCAGCCAGCUCGAGUCACGUCAGCUAAACAGUUAAUAAACAACCGUUAGCUAGCGUCUGAUGUAGGGGUCGUCUCUACUGCCUUGGUUUUUGGGUCGAAAGACAACGCUACCUUAAUGCUAACGUUACACUUAUGAGGAAUAACCUACACAUGGAUGCUGACACUGGGAAAAUAUUAGCGUUGAUUAGAUGAGGAUGACAACAACACAGUACUUGUUUUUCAGAAUCUAACGCGUAUAAAUAACAGACGGGCUGGCCAGCUUAUCAACUCAUUGUCAGAAGAGCUUUUCUGUCACAGGGGUGAUGAACGAUCUCUGAAGAUGGGAGGAAGUGGAUCCAAAGCCAAAGGUGUUUGGCCCUUUGCAGCUUCUGGAGCUGGAGGUGACUCCGCGAGUGAGGGUAACGAGCAGUCUGUGGCCCCGCUCAAAACUUCCAGGAAAGCCACACCAUUCGUUUUCACAAGAAGGAGUUCUCUAUACUUUGAUGAGGAUGGAGAUCUGGCUCAUGAAUUCUACGAGGAGACAGUGGUGACAAAAAAUGGUCGGAAAAGAUCCAAACUUAAGAGGAUUCAGAAAAACCUCAUACCUCAGGGAAUUGUGAAGUUAGACCAUCCCCGUAUCCAUGUAGAUUUCCCUGUCAUCCUCUGUGAGGUGUGAAUAUCACAAGACUGGUCUAAUGUGAAAAAAAAAACCCGUCACAGUCUGCUUAGCUUGACACCCAAUCCCUCUUGAAGCAAGCCCCACAGUCAUCCCAGGUUCCACCCUGAGCACUGGCUCCGAACACUAGUUGUCCUGAGAAGAUGGGGAGGAUGUCCAUCAACACCCUGAAGCUUUGACUAGUCGGCUAAAGCUGUGGACAUAAUCAGAACUAAGGUGGAAUUAGAUGCUGUGAUGCAAGAUAACUUAAGAGUAUCACUUCUGCCUUCUGUGACAUAUGUUGAGAAGUGUGUUUGCGUUUGUCUAUGUGUGUGUUUGAGAAAGAAAGCCAGAGAGGUAGCUCAAGAUUAGCAAAGGUUUAAGAAUUCUGUAUAUAUGACCAUGUUUGUGUUGUAAUAUUAUCAGAUUGAAGUCUGCCUCUUUCAUUGGAGCUCAGACCUGCACUAGUGAACCUUUGAUGUAAAUAACUUCUGAGUUGGAAAUACUUGAAUAAAUGAUUUACGAAGCUAAA
Molecule: messenger RNA, 1187 nt
Organism: Osmerus eperlanus (European smelt)
Lineage: Eukaryota; Metazoa; Chordata; Actinopteri; Osmeriformes; Osmeridae
Gene: tusc2a
Product: tumor suppressor 2, mitochondrial calcium regulator a
Exons: 4
Coding region: 341-676 (111 amino acids)
Biological process (GO): regulation of mitochondrial membrane potential; inflammatory response
Cellular component (GO): mitochondrion
Source: RefSeq, a predicted model, not a curated record